This is a messenger RNA of Austrofundulus limnaeus, 883 nucleotides long. RefSeq names its product signal sequence receptor, gamma (gene ssr3). The record is from RefSeq and is a predicted model, not a curated record. Gene Ontology annotation, biological process: SRP-dependent cotranslational protein targeting to membrane. The transcript is spliced from 5 exons. Gene Ontology annotation, cellular component: membrane; endoplasmic reticulum. Lineage: Eukaryota; Metazoa; Chordata; Actinopteri; Cyprinodontiformes; Rivulidae. The coding region runs from base 87 to 644 and encodes 185 amino acids.
UCUCUCUUCCUCUCAUUCACCGACGUGUCAGUCCUUUUUUUGCCCAGUGCCGAGCAGUAGACACACACARCGGUCUCUCUGCAGAAAUGUCCCCCAAAGGAAGCAACAAGCAGCAGUCGGAGGAAGACCUUCUCCUCCAGGACUUCAGCAGAAAUUUAUCCGCAAAGUCCACAGCUUUGUUUUACGGAAAUGCGCUCAUCGUUUCUGCCAUCCCCAUCUGGCUGUUUUGGAGAAUCUGGCACAUGGAUCUAGUCCAGUCUGCAGUUCUGUACACUGUAAUGACUCUGGUCAGCACCUACCUGGUAGCUUUCGCCUAUAAGAACGUCAAGUUUGUGCUCAAACACAAAGUCGCUCAGAAAMGGGAGGAUGCUGUUUCCAAAGAGGUAACCAGGAAGCUGUCUGAAGCAGACAACCGCAAGAUGUCWCGGAAGGAGAAAGACGAGAGAAUCCUGUGGAAGAAGAACGAGGUCGCUGACUACGAGGCCACCACCUUCUCCAUCUUCUACAACAACACGCUCUUCCUGGUCCUCGUCAUCGUCGCCUCCUUCUUCUUGCUGAAGAACUUUAACCCCACUGUCAACUAUAUCCUGUCCAUCAGUGCCUCUUCAGGACUCAUUGCACUGCUUUCCACUGGCUCCAAGUAAAAAAAUAAAUAAAGAAAAGGACAUGGGAAUKAGAAGAUUUUGAGUUUGAGGGGUGGUUUUUUAAAAAAUAAAAGAAAAUCUAGUCCACAGCAUAAUAUUUUUCAUUUUUGUUAGGAAAAAGAGGAUUUCAGCUUCAUGAAAUUCAUGAUCAAAUGUCUGGAGGGUGUCAUCCAGGCCAAGCUUUUUCUUUUUUUUUUUUUUCUUUUUUAACAAAUAAACCAUUCAGGUAUGCUUUUUAA